GCUGUCUUCAAUUGUUUAUGUUACCAGCUCACUAGUUUGACAUCUAUUCACAGGUAUAUUAUUAUUAAACUAUAUCUACAUACACAUACAAGUAUCCAAACUGCCCUUUGCUUGUCAGGGUGUGUGCUGCUAAGGUUACGUGUUUGGCUGUCUGCGAUGGUCCGAGAGAGUGAUGUUUCGUUGCUGAAAAUGACUUCGGAGUAACAAAUCUACUGUUUCUACUCACUAUGAACAGCGAGGAGGAGUUUUACGACGCCGAGACAGGGCUUGAGUCAGAUGAUUCCUUGGAGGUCAGUUUCAAGGAUGCCCUGGUGCUUGACAGCAGUGAUCAGGUGACUGAUAGCUCUGCUGCAGAGCAGAAUGCAGUGUGGCAGCGUAGGAAAACCUUGCCUGCUGAAAUGAUCACCAGAAACAACUUCAGUGUGACGAGCAUACUGAAGAAAUGUAUCGGCAUGGAGCUGUCCAAAAUAGCGAUGCCUGUUGUGUUUAAUGAGCCCCUGAGCUUCCUCCAGAGAAUCUCGGAGUACAUGGAACACACACACCUCAUCCACAAAGCCUGCCGUUUGUCGGACUCUACAGACCGCAUGCAGGUUGUUGCCGCCUUUGCUGUUUCAGCUGUAGCAUCUCAAUGGGAAAGGACUGGAAAGCCAUUUAAUCCUUUACUGGGAGAGACUUUUGAACUCAUGAGAGAGGACGAUGGCUACAGAUUGAUCUCGGAGCAGGUAAGCCACCACCCGCCCAUCAGUGCCUUCCAUGCAGAGUCUCUGAAGCAAGAGUUUGCUUUCCAUGGAUCCAUUUACCCAAAACUCAAGUUCUGGGGAAAAAGUGUCGAGGCCGAACCCAAAGGCACAAUGACGCUGGAGUUACUGAAACAUAAAGAAGCUUACACAUGGACAAACCCAAUGUGCUGUGUGCACAACGUCAUCUUAGGAAAGCUUUGGAUCGAGCAAUAUGGAACAGUAGAGAUUGUAAAUCACAGCACGGGAGAUAAGUGUGUGUUGAACUUCAAACCCUGUGGCAUGUUUGGAAAAGAGCUGCACAACGUGGAAGGUCACAUACAAGACAGCAGUAAGAAGAAACAUAGUGUGAUUUAUGGAAAGUGGACCGAGUGCAUGUACAGUGUGGACCCUAAGGUCUAUGAAGCACACAAAAAGUCCGACAAGAAGGCAGGAGGGGACUCAAAGAAGCUGAAGCAGGAACAUAGUUGUGAAGAUGAGAAUGCCGUUCUAGAGACUGUAACUGUGAUACCAGAAAGUGCCUUACUGUGGAGGAUAUCGCCACGACCCGCUCACUCAGAACAGAUGUAUAACUUUACCAGCUUUGCCAUGACACUAAACGAGCUGGAGCCCGGCAUGGAGCAACUACUUGCACCGACUGACUGUCGGCACAGGCCCGACAUCAGAGCCAUGGAGAACGGAGAAAUAGACAAAGCAAGUGCAGAAAAAGAGCGCCUUGAGGAGAAGCAGAGGGUUGCGCGUAAAGAGCGAUCCAAGGAUGAGGAGGAGUGGUCAACCAGGUGGUUCCAGCUGGGAACAAACCCUCACACCGGAGGAGAGGACUGGCUGUACAAGGGGGGAUACUUUGACAGGAAUUACGUGGACUGUCCCAACAUUUACUGACAUAGGAAGAUAUUUUCACUUGUUUCUAUUGACAUCUUAAGACUGGUGUGCCGUAUAGGACACUGUGGCUGCUAGCAUUUGAACUCAAGAGAAGAUCAUGAUCACGUCAGCCAUAGAAAGGUUUGAGUAAGUUUACUUCCUGUAGAUCAUAUGCCCACUACCCUCACCUUUUAUGUGCUCUACUUGUGUUUCUGAUGAUAACAGUAAUAGUCCACAUUGAGUAAAUGUUACACAUGUUGAAAAGGAUUUAAACCACCUGUGUGAUCUCAAUAGAGCCGAACAUGCUGCUACGGGACACAAAGCUUCAAUUUAUGUUUUAGUUUAGGUACUAAUCUAAACUGUUGCAUCUACACACCAUCUACGUCUUUUGGGUUGUAUAAAAAUAAUAUCAAUAUCAGGACUUAUUUAAACACAUACGCUACUUUACUAUAAACUGUAAAAAACAACAAUUGUUCGCUCUAAACACAGAAGUGUUUUCUAUCAUGAGUAAGAAAGAGAGAAAGCGGCUUAUGCUUAAGUUUACUUGCACAAGAAAAUCAUUUUGGUACAUGUUAUUGUUUUCCUCUGUAUCUCAGAUAACGUGUUGAAUAGUUGGUGCAUGUAUUGUCAUCAAGCUGGUCCUCUACACCUCUUAAAGCCAUAAUUUACUUUUUGCACUGAGGUAAAUCAAUACUGUUAAUGUAUUUACACAAUACUUCAAAGCAAAGGGAUUGUGAGCAUUUUAGGUUCAACAGAAAGCUGUGACUUUUGCCUUUUAUUUUCAAACAAGUACCAUUAAUUCCGACAUGCGAGAGUUUUUUUAAUUUUCUUCCUACAACGAAAGCCUUGUAUUUCAGAGCAGGGCCUAAACCUAUGCAAAGUGAUCCACCCAGUCUACCUUUCUGAAAUGUGAAACAUGUAACAAAUGUAAUUUCUGUUGAGCAUGUAGUCGACAUGCGAUUGCGGACUACAGUCCUCACCAAGUGAGCAUGUACUGUGAUGUUUUCAUUUUG
Messenger RNA from Entelurus aequoreus (snake pipefish), 2611 nucleotides. RefSeq names its product oxysterol-binding protein-related protein 2-like. Bases 228 to 1619 code for a protein of 463 amino acids. The transcript is spliced from 14 exons. The record is from RefSeq and is a predicted model, not a curated record. Gene Ontology annotation, cellular component: intracellular membrane-bounded organelle; membrane; cytosol. NCBI's taxonomy places the organism in Eukaryota, Metazoa, Chordata, Actinopteri, Syngnathiformes, Syngnathidae. Gene Ontology annotation, molecular function: cholesterol binding.